AUGAAUCUCGGGAUUGUGUCGGUGGCUCAUGUCCAGUACCAACGGUACGAUCUACGACAAUGCCCACGACAACGAAAUCUCCGCAGGAAAUUCAUGACCCUCAUCGUGAACUCCGGCCGCUCAAGCUUCACAUGGCCAUCUCUCAGUCAUGAUCUUCAACGUCAGGUAUCGAAACAU
This is a messenger RNA of Cooperia oncophora, 177 nucleotides long. The record is from the annotation of a GenBank genome assembly. NCBI's taxonomy places the organism in Eukaryota, Metazoa, Nematoda, Chromadorea, Rhabditida, Trichostrongylidae.